GGUAUCCAAAAUCGAAACCGAAACCGAAAUUUCGUAAUACCGGUAUUGAAAAAUUGAAACCGAAAUCGAAAAAAUUAGAAACCGGUAUCCAAAAUCGAAACCGAAAUCGAAAUUUUUUCAAUCGGUUUCAAGCCCUGAAAAAUUCACGUUUUUCCUUAAUUUUUCUUUUGUUUUUCACGUCGUUUUUGAAAACUACUUUUACUUUUCCUAUCAGAAAAGAUACUGUUGAAGAAAAUCCAAGCAUUUUUACUGUCCUAAAAGGGGAUAACAGACACAAAAAUAAAAAAAAAAAAAUAAAAAAUCAAUACAUUCAUCGCUCCGCUCAGAAUCUAAAAUGAAAAGAGAAAAUUAGUAUUUUGCGCUUAAAAUAAUUAGGUAUGCAUUAUAUAGUUGUAUAAUAUAUAUAUUUAUUUAAAUUGUUUUAUAGGUCGAUCCAAACGAUAGCUUUAUAAAAUGGGAACAUUUUGAACUUCUUCACGAGCAAGACAAAAAAUUGUGACAGUCAAUUGAGAGUGUGUCCUAAAAUUACAGAUAACCAUUUACAACUGUUAAACACAUGUUUGAAAAUGCAUGUUCGUCUUGCAAUUCAACUCGUUUUCCACGUGUGCGCAUUUCGUGCACUGACGAAGUUAGGUACGACGGUGAUGGCCGACGCAACGAUCGCCGGUGGUCGACGACGCGGUAUCGACCGACGCAGCCGACCCUAUACCGACCGCCGUGGCAGCCGACACGAUACCGACCGCCGCGGCACCCGACACGAUACCGACCGUCGCGGCAGCCGACACGAUACCGACCACCGCGGCAGCCGACACGAUACCGACCGUCGCGGCAGCCGACACGAUACCGACCGCCGCAGAGGGUUUGAUACCGACCUCGGCGAACCGUUUUCGAACAACGACGUCCGUUCACAUAAUGAACAUAAAAAUGAUUGUACUUCAAAGCCUAACAUUAUUCAAAGAAGUGAAUGCUACCCAUAUCGUCAAUCAUAUAAUCAAAAUGUUUCAUUCAAACCAUAUAACCGUGGAGAUAAAACUAUUUGGAAAAACUUAGAUAAUAAAACUGGCUUAGUUCAAAAUCAAUUGGAUGUUGAACUUUCAAAAUAUAAUAGACAAUCUAGAAAUAAUAUUCAUCAAAGGGAUCGUAGCCGUGGUGGUUAUAGCAACUUCAAAAACUCAUCAUGCACUGUAACAGAAAGUAUAACUGGUUGGUAUUCAAUAAAUGUGACAAAUGCUGAAGAAUUUGAUGAAGUAUUGAAAAAAAUUAAAAUCCAUAUAUCACCAGUAUCAUUUUAUCCAUACAAUAAACAAUAUUCUGAUAAUUCAUUAAGAUUUCUUGUUGAUGAUUAUAAAGUUGCUAUAGCAUUGCACAAUACUAGCUACAAGAUAACACAAAGAGAUGAUCGAAAAUUAAUUAUUAAGGUCUUACCAUAUAUACCUAAACGAAACCUUAUAUCAUUCACACCAAUAUCUAGUGAAGUAAGAGAGAAAAUGAUGGAGGCCAUAGUGACUCGUUACAAUCCUAGUACCAAGAUUUUAGAUUUGUCGCAAUUUUAUGCUUGUUCACUGUUUACCAAUAAUCAACUAUUUGUACCAUUAAAUCGACCAGCCGUUCUUUUGGCAGCACUUAAUAUGGCGGCUCAAUAUACCAAGCAUGACUUGUGUUGUUUGAAUCUUGCCAAAAAUAACAUAUAUUUAGGUGAAGGGCUUACAUGGAUACGUAGAUUGUUCCCUGAACUAAAAGUGUUGGAUUUAUCUGAUAACAAAUUGUCUGAUUUAAAUGAACUAAAGAGUCUCUUGGGUUAUACAGUUGAAGUGCUCAAUUUGUCCAGAAAUCCAGUAUGCAAUUUAAUGGACAAAGAGUGUUACAGACGGGAUAUUCAAAAACUAUUUCCUAUGUUAUUCAAGUUGGAUAACUUAAAUUUGCCUUCUUUGGCUAUUGUUGGUACUAAGUUGAAAAUGCCAAUCAACCUGGGAAAUAGUUACCCAAUACUACAGUAUGGCUGCAACUUAAUUCAAUCAAAUCCAUUAAUCACUCUAGUAGAAUUAUUCCUAACAAAAUACUAUGAACAGUAUGAUGAUAAAAUGUCCAGACAAAUGGUAUUAGAAGCCUACCAUGAAAAAGCGACGUUUUCAUUAUCUAGUUGUUUACUAAAAACCUGUAACCACGGUAGUCUAGCGGAUUACCUGCCAAAAAGUCGAAAUUUGUUGAUAUCCGGCUUUAACAAAAAUAUAAAUAGUUUUAUACACAAAGGUAAAGCAAAUGUAUUAAGCAUUUUAGAAAAGUUACCCAAAACAAAACACGACUUUGGCUCAUUCAUUAUUGAUGUACCAUUUGCAAGUUCUACAAUAAUCCAGAUUGUAGUCAACGGUGUGUUUGCGGAAGAAUAUAAUGAAAACCACAAUUAUCAAGUAUUUCGAUCGUUUUGUAGGACAUUCAGUUUAGUGCCGGCUGUAAAUGGUUGGGUUAUAUUAAGUGACAUGAUGCUUGUAACAUUAGUCUCCUCUGAGUUAACGGCAGAAUCAACGAAGCGGUUCUAUAUUUUUAAGCCAACGGUGACGAAUAAUACAUAUAAUAGAACCAGUUUACAAACAACAAUACAGGAUACAUUGCCUGAUGUAUUAUCAACUUUAGGUUUCAAGACAUCCAUACCCAAAUGUCCAUCAUCAGCAUCUUUUUUAUCUAAAGAACUCCCUUCAUUGUCACUGCCUAGGAAUCCACAACAAACCUCAGCUUGUCAAACAAAUUUUCAGACAUCUGUCAUACAGAACUUACAGUUAUCUCACCAGCAACAGAGUCCUCCUGCAGCAGCAACAGUUGGUAUCCUAUUAAACUCUCAAGAGUUAAAUUCAUCAUGUCCCAUAUCCAAUUCUAAAUUAUCAUUUCCUGUAAACAACACAAAACCAAUAAAGUCAGAAUACUUCACAACAUCUACCAAAAUGCAUUUAAAUUCUGCCAGUAAUAUUGACAAUACUAAUAACGAAUUGUUAAUGAUCAAGAGGUUUUCAAAUGAGACAGGAAUGAACAAUAAAUGGUCAAAAAAGUGCUUGGCCGAUAAUAAUUGGGAUUUUGCCAAAGCUACAUUGUGUUAUUCAAAACUAAAAUCUAAUAUUCCUUCAAUAGCAUAUGAACACUGAUUAAUUUUAAAUUAUUAUUUUAUAUAUUGUAUUACAUAAAAAAGAAGUUUAAAUAUAUUUGUUG
Metopolophium dirhodum (rose-grain aphid) is the source of this 3198-nucleotide messenger RNA. RefSeq names its product nuclear RNA export factor 1-like. The record is from RefSeq and is a predicted model, not a curated record. Gene Ontology annotation, biological process: poly(A)+ mRNA export from nucleus. Lineage: Eukaryota; Metazoa; Arthropoda; Insecta; Hemiptera; Aphididae. Gene Ontology annotation, cellular component: cytoplasm; nucleus. Bases 567 to 3134 code for a protein of 855 amino acids. Gene Ontology annotation, molecular function: RNA binding; protein binding. The transcript is spliced from 15 exons.